AUGGCUGAAGUUAGAAUCCUAAGUCAUAUGAACAAGUCUCAUAGACUGGCAAUUGAAGAUUACCUAAAUGUGUAUGGGAAUGUCAUAAUCAACAAGAAAAUUAGCAAUGUUAAAAUGACCCAUAUUGAUUUAGAUCAUAUGGUUAUCACGUUUACACAUGAUGAUUUAGAUUUUGUUAUUGAAAAACCAAUCCCAUUUGAACCUCCUUUAACAGAUUUAUCAGAAGCAAGAGUUAAGUUAGUGGAAAUGGCAAAAUUUGCAGCAAAUAAACGUGGAUAUGCACAUUUUCAAAUUUCUGAUAUAAAAUAUCCAGGUGUUUAUAAUUUGAUUUUAAUUUUUAUCAUUUAUUUACCAUUAUUAAGUUAUUUUUUCCCAUCUAUCUUACAUAACAGUUAUACAACAUCAUAUUUAUCAUCAAAUUCAAUUGAUUGGUUACAAAAAAAUUCAUUAAAUAUAACUUAUGUAACCCUUGGUGCUCAUUUAUUAGAAAAUUUAUUCAUCUUUAGACCAAAAUUGAACAAAUAUAGAGUCCCACCUGAUUUCUUGAUUGAAUGGUACAUUGCAGGAUUGAUUGAAGGGUUCCCAGCAAUUAAAAGAUUCAAUAAAUUAGUGCUUGAACGUGAAAAUCAUUAA
This is a messenger RNA of Hansenula ciferrii, 633 nucleotides long. RefSeq lists its product as uncharacterized. The record is from RefSeq and is a predicted model, not a curated record. Lineage: Eukaryota; Fungi; Ascomycota; Saccharomycetes; Phaffomycetales; Wickerhamomycetaceae. The transcript has a single exon. The coding region runs from base 1 to 633 and encodes 210 amino acids.